Molecule: messenger RNA, 345 nt
Organism: Paramuricea clavata
Lineage: Eukaryota; Metazoa; Cnidaria; Anthozoa; Malacalcyonacea; Plexauridae
Source: the annotation of a GenBank genome assembly
AAGCUCCCCGAGAAUUUGGAGUCAAAGUUACAAAGAAUACCAUCACUAUGUUCUGCCUUACGCACUAGACUUUGCAACGACUACUCCAAUUUUAAUCCUACCGAAGGGGAAACUCCACACGAUCGUCUACCACUUGUACGUGAUCCUACCCUAGUACGGGCUGCCCAGCUAGCUAUUUUAAAUCUUCGAGAUCAUGCCAGAAAGAAUGCGUCUUUAGAUCCCCGAGACAGAAUACAGCAAAUUGUUGAAGUCUUCGGCGGCAUCGAACAUAGAUUUCGCGAGAUUUUGAAGAUUAGACUUCUCAAAAAUUGUCAAUCGGCGGUCCAACACCAACACGAAGAGUAA